Molecule: messenger RNA, 1083 nt
Organism: Indicator indicator
Lineage: Eukaryota; Metazoa; Chordata; Aves; Piciformes; Indicatoridae
Gene: POMK
Product: protein O-mannose kinase
Exons: 2
Coding region: 1-1062 (353 amino acids)
Biological process (GO): carbohydrate phosphorylation; protein O-linked glycosylation; protein phosphorylation
Cellular component (GO): endoplasmic reticulum membrane
Molecular function (GO): ATP binding; protein kinase activity; carbohydrate kinase activity
Source: RefSeq, a predicted model, not a curated record
AUGGAGAAGAAACCGCCCUUCGUUAGGAGGGAGUUUCCUCCCAGGGAGAUGUCAUCCACCUCCUUAGCCUUACUCCUUGCGGCCCUCCUCCUCCUCAAUACCUUUCUCUACCUGUACCUCAACAAGUUUUACAUCGCAUCCGGACAUGCCGAAGCAGACCCUGGCCUCUGCCCUUUCGGGUAUUUCAAAUUGGGAACGGUGAAGAAUUGUUCCCCGUGGCUCUCCUGUGAAGCCAUAAAUAGGGAAGUCAGGAAACUCAAGUGUGUUGGUGAAGGUGCCGUGAAAAAGGUCUUCCUUUCUGAGUGGAAGGAAAACAAAGUGGUCCUUUCACAGCUUACCAACUCAGAGCUGAAGGAGGACUUUCUCCAUGGACUGAAGAUGCUGAAAGCACUUCAAAGCAAGUAUGUUGUCCGUCUGCUUGGCUACUGUGAGCAGCAGUUCACAAUCCUCACUGAAUACCAUCCUCUAGGCUCACUGAGGGGCCUGAAUGAGACUCUCCACAUCCCCAAGUACAAGGCCAUGAACACCUGGCACCGCAGGCUGAUGCUUGCUAUGGACUAUGUGAGUGUCAUUCGGUACCUGCACAGCAGCCCCCUGGGCACCUUCGUGAUGUGUGACUCAAAUGACUUGGAUAAGGUCCUCUCUCAGUAUCUCCUAACGAGUGACUUUCACAUCCUGGUGAAUGAUUUGGACGCUUUGCCUCUGGUGAACAGGAGUGCUGGCAGUCUGGUGAAGUGUGGUCACCGGGAGCUCCAGGGUGAGUUUGUGGCUCCUGAGCAGCAUUGGCCCUAUGGAGAAGAGGUGCCAUUUGAGGAUGACCUCAUGCCUCCCUAUGAUGAGAAAACAGACAUCUGGAAAAUCCCUGAUGUCACCAAUUUUUUCUUGGGCCACGUUGAAGGAAGUGACAUUGUGCGGCUGCAUUUGUUUGACAUCCAUGCAGCAUGUAAGAAGAAGGACCCAGCUGAAAGGCCUUCUGCCCAGGAGGUCUUGGAUACCUACAGGAAAGUUUUGACUCUGCUUAUUCGGGAGGCAGCCCUGCCUGGCACUAGGGAAAUGUUAUAGUGAAUCAUCAGACAAACAUGG